Messenger RNA from Parasteatoda tepidariorum (common house spider), 1485 nucleotides. RefSeq lists its product as uncharacterized. Gene Ontology annotation, molecular function: chitin binding; nucleic acid binding. The record is from RefSeq and is a predicted model, not a curated record. NCBI's taxonomy places the organism in Eukaryota, Metazoa, Arthropoda, Arachnida, Araneae, Theridiidae. Gene Ontology annotation, biological process: DNA integration. Gene Ontology annotation, cellular component: extracellular region.
UAUUGUUUCUUAUCUUUAUCGCCAAAUUAGACUUCUUUUUUCAUUUUCAAAUUUAUUUUUAAAUUUGUUUUCAAGUAUCAAUAUUUAGAGUGAUUGAAAAUAAUUCAUUCAUUUUAGAAUAACAAGUUUUGAGAGAUUGAUUCUGAUAUGCUGGAAUACUUGAAUUCGAAACCAAUUGCAGGAACAGUACUGUGCUUAGCUAUAGGCAUCUUUUUAUUGGAUUCACAUGUGGAUGCUUCAACUAUAAAAUCUAGAGGCAGCUCUGAAGAGCGUUCCGAAGAAAGUAAUAAUAUCAUAGAAUGGGUCAGGUAUUGGGAUUGGAACAGAGACCGGAGCAUGGAUAAACAGAAGAACUUUAAAUGUCCAUCGUCCAACGGUAGAUUCUCCGAUAUCGAAGAUUGCUCAGCAUACUUCAUGUGCAGAAAUUGGAAUUCCAUGUGGAAACCCUGUCAAGGAAGGAAACGCUUUGAUAGGUACAGAAAAGUAUGUCUACCAUUCAAUAUUGCCGUAUGUGAUGACGGAAGUGACGACAAAAAGACGACGGAUGGGGUAGUUGGAACCACAACUCCUAUAGAUGAUUCAUUCACGUGUCCAAAAGUCAGGGGAUAUUUUCCUGAUCCAAAUGACUGUUCCAAGUACUACAUAUGCACUUUCUUUGUUCCAAGUUUGAGAAGAUGUGAAAAGAAUUUUCUCUAUGACGGAGUCAGUAAACAUUGCAGAAGAGAGAGAUAUGUGAACUGUGGAUCCAGGAAAAGACCAACAAGUGAAACCACAGUCAGUACAACUCCUAUACCAACAACACCAGAACCUACUACAACUACCUGCACCCCACCAACCACUCCACAGCCAACCACCACCCCACCCACCACUACACAACCAACCACAACCCCACCUACCACUACACAGCCUACCACCACCCCGCUCACCACUACACAAGCAACCACCACUCCACUUACCACUACACAGCCAACUACCACCCCGCCCACCACUACACAACCAACCACCACCCCACUUACCACUACACAGAAAACCACCACCCCGCUCACCACUACACAAGCAACCACCACUCCACUUACCACUACACAGCCAACUACCACCCAGCCCACCACUACACAACCAACCACCACCCCACUUACCACUACACAGCCAACCACCACCCCGCCCACCACUAUACAACCAACCACUACCCCACCUACCACUACACAGCUUACCACCACCCCACCUACAACUCCACAGUCAUCCACUCCAACUCCAAAACCAACUGGGCCACCUGAAACAGAUUGUGAUGAGGAUGAUUUAGACUGCAUCAUUAAAGAAACUGGUGAGAUUUCUGUAUGGUUUGAAUGCCCAGAAGCAAUUGGAGCCUAUCGCCAUCCAAGUAGCAAUAAGCUCUUCAUUUUCUGUAAGAAUGGGAAGCCAUUUGUGAAGAAGUGUGGUCAGAAGUUGGUGUAUUCUGAACAAAUGAGAACUUGCGUUACGCCAUAA